AUGGUGCAAUCUCCUCCACAACCCACCUCAGCUCUGUCGGUGGUGUUUUUUCCAACAAAGUCUCGGUUGCUGCUUGACUCCGAACUAUGGGGUAUCUACACCGGCCUCCGCCUUGCUUGGAACCUGGGAUUUAGGAACGCUCUCGUUCAGGCUGAGUGUUUGGAAGCUAUUGAAGACCCUCAUUCAAUUGAGCAUCUUCCCUCACUGGCUCAAGCUAUCGCACAUCUCCGACAACGUUGUUGGGAGACGGCUUGUCGAUGGAUUCCGCAAGAAGCCAACAAGAUUGCUGACAGCCUUGCAAAGUCAUUCUCCUUGGGUUUAUUUGAAGUCGCCUUGCUAGAAUCUGCCCCACCUUCACUUGAGAGGCUGCUGCCCUGUGAUAUAGAAGGCUCAUCGUAUAUCCGAACUUAA
This is a messenger RNA of Hibiscus syriacus, 411 nucleotides long. RefSeq lists its product as uncharacterized. Lineage: Eukaryota; Viridiplantae; Streptophyta; Magnoliopsida; Malvales; Malvaceae. The record is from RefSeq and is a predicted model, not a curated record. Gene Ontology annotation, molecular function: nucleic acid binding; RNA-DNA hybrid ribonuclease activity. The transcript has a single exon. Bases 1 to 411 code for a protein of 136 amino acids.